This is a messenger RNA of Maniola jurtina (meadow brown), 11707 nucleotides long. RefSeq names its product tyrosine-protein phosphatase Lar (gene Lar). Gene Ontology annotation, biological process: protein dephosphorylation. Lineage: Eukaryota; Metazoa; Arthropoda; Insecta; Lepidoptera; Nymphalidae. Gene Ontology annotation, molecular function: protein binding; protein tyrosine phosphatase activity. The record is from RefSeq and is a predicted model, not a curated record. The transcript is spliced from 26 exons. The coding region runs from base 290 to 6580 and encodes 2096 amino acids.
UUGUCAAUGGCAAGUGUUUUGAAGAGCCGGAUUGAAAAUUCGUGUACGGAACGUAAACUGCAUAUGGCGGACGCUCAGUUUGUGUUUAUGUCAAUAAGAGACUGAUUUUCGGUGGAUUUUCGUUUUCGCGGGUGAGGAUUAAUUAAAAUCUAUAGAAAGAUUAUGUGCGAGUGAUGCCAGUGAAUUGUGUGUUUCAGUGAUAAUGUUUUACGUCACUGGACUGAAAAGCAACUUCAUAUCUUCAGUGGACUUAUAAGAGACAUUUAGUUGCUAACAGAGCGGGACCAAGAUGCUCUUCAAGACCGCAUCCGCGCAGCCCGGCGCCGGUAAGAUGCGAGAGAGGCGCCGCGCGCAGCACCGCACCGCCGCUCUGUUGACCGCCUGCCUCUUCUUCCUGUCUCAAGCCGACGCUGCUGACGUAGGGACCGAAGAGUCACUGGAGACACUGCCGCCCCUAGAGGUCACAGUGACAGAAGAGCCCCUGAUCGGGAUACCCCCGGUGAACGACUCUGCGAAUAUUUUUAUACGAUAUCUAACACAUCCGCCCGAGAUCACGAUAAGGCCGCGCAACCUGCAAGUCCGCGCGAACGGAAUCGCCGCCUUCUACUGCGCAGCAAGAGGCGACCCCAUACCCAACAUACAGUGGAGAAAGAACGGCAAACGAGUUUCUAGCAUGCAGUCCCGCUACCAGGUGUCGGGCAUGGAGUCCGCGGCCGGGCCCAACGCCAACGGGGCCGUGCUCCGCAUCGAGCCGGUGCGGGCUCAGCGAGACGACGCCACCUACGAGUGUGUUGCUGAGAACGGUGUAGGGGACGCGGUCACCGCGGUCGCUACCCUCACUGUGUUUGAAGCUGAUAAAGUUCCACCCGGUUUCCCUUCCAUCGCGCCUCCGCCCACCACUAUGGUGGUAGAAGUUGGGCACACAGCGACCCUGCCAUGCCAGGCCAGCGGCAACCCGUCGCCGCGCGUCCGUUGGCUGUGGAACUCUCUGCCGUUGGACGUCGCGUCCAACCCCCGAUACGCGUUGCUGAAUGACAAGAUGCAUGGUACACUACAAAUAGUGAAGAGCGAGGAGGAAGAUCAAGGGAAGUUCGAGUGCGUCGCCGAGAACGCCAUUGGCACCGAGUUUUCCAAACCAACGUCCUUGUAUGUCAAAGUUCGGAGAGUAGCGCCCCAGUUCUCGAUACCUCCUCCGGCUCGCACGGAAGUGAUGCUGGGCAGCAAUCUGACGCUCAAGUGUGUUGCUUUCGGGUCUCCCAUGCCUACUGUUAAAUGGAAGAAAGGUUUGACAAAAUGGCUGACUCCAGAAGACAACCCGCCCCUAGGGCUUAACACACUGAAGCUGGAAGACAUCAGGGAAUCUGCCAACUACACCUGCGAAGCGGCGAGUGUACUCGGCGUCAUAGAAACCACUGCCGAAGUUAAAGUACAGUCGCUGCCGGGACCACCGACUGAAGUGAGGGCAUCAGAAAUCACCGCUACCACAGUGCGACUGGCGUGGACGUACAGUGGACUUGAGGACCCCCAAUAUUACGUCAUUCAGUACAAGCCUAAAUAUGCGAAUCAGGCAUUCAGCGAGAUAUCGGGAGUCAUCACGCAAUACUACUCUGUGACGAACCUGUCGCCCUACACUGAAUACGAAAUGUAUGUGAUAGCGGUCAACAACAUCGGGAGAGGACCGCCUUCGUCGCCUGCGGUCAUCACCACGGGGGAAACUGUGGAUUCACUAUAUGGAGGUGCCAAACCCGGUUCAGCGCCUAGAAACGUUCAAGUUCGCCCAUUAAGUUCCAGUACCAUGGUGAUUCAAUGGGAUGAACCAGAAACGCCGAAUGGGCAAGUCACGGGCUACAAAAUCUACUAUACGUCGGAUCCAUCUCAGUCAUUGCAAUCGUGGCAUUCUCAAAUGAUGGACAACAACCACCUAACUACCAUCAGCGAGUUGACGCCGCACACGGUGUAUACGAUACGAGUGCAAGCAUUCACCUCAGUGGGUCCCGGGCCUAUAUCCGCGCCCGUGCAAGUCAAAACACAACAAGGUGUACCGUCACAACCAUCAAACCUAGUGGCAGUGGAAGCAGGAGAGACGUCUGUUACGCUCAACUGGAGGAGACCCGCGCACGCUGGCGACAACAUAGUAUCUUACGAGUUGUACUGGAAUGACACUUAUGCUAAGGAGCACCACAGAAAGCGGAUACCAAUAACAGAAUCGUACACCCUCAACGGCCUAUACCCAAACACGCUGUACUACAUCUGGCUGGCAGCGAGGUCUCAACGCGGCGAAGGAGCCACCACGCCACCGAUCGCCGUGCGCACCAAGCAAUACGUUCCCGGAGCGCCACCUAUGAAUGUGACUGCGGCUGCGAUUUCGCCGACGGCUAUUCGAGUGUCGUGGCAGCCGCCGCCCGCUGAACGGGCGAACGGAAGGAUCGCCUACUACAAACUGCUUUGCGUGGAAAGUGGGAGGGGGGACUCGGAAGCUACCGUGGUGAAGCUGAACCAGACGAGCUUCGUGCUGGACGAGCUGAGGCGGUGGACCGAAUACCGCAUCUGGGUACUGGCCGGCACCAGUGUGGGCGACGGCCCUGCCUCCUACCCAGUCACCGUUCGCACGCACGAAGACGUGCCAGGAGAGCCGCAAGAUGUGAAGGUUAACGCGAUCAACUCGACGUCGAUCCAUGUCACGUGGAAGCCGCCGCAGGAGAAAGAGAAAAAUGGCAUUAUUAGAGGAUAUCAUGUCCACGUUCAAGAACUUAGGGAAGAGGGAAAGGGUCUUCUCAAUGACCCAAUGCGCUUUAACGUAAUGGAUGACACAACUCUGGAGUUAAACAUAUCUGGCUUGCAACCGGAUACUCGGUAUAGUGUGCAAGUAGCGGCUCUCACUAGAAAAGGUGACGGUGAUCGCAGCGCGCCCGUAACUGUCAAAACUCCUGGUGGAGUUCCAAACCGACCGACUGUUAAUUUAAAAAUUUUGGAACGUGACCCAAUAGUAUCGAUUGAAAUAGAAUGGGCAAAACCAGCUCAAACCUACGGUGAUCUUUUAGGAUACAGAUUGAGAUACGGCAUCAAGGAUCAACCACUUGAAGAAGUUAAUUUUGCCGGAACCAAAGUUACCUCGCAUAGGAUUAAUGAUUUAGAAAGAGGAGUGCAAUAUGAGUUUAGAGUAGCUGGAAGGAAUCAGAUUGGGAUCGGUCAAGAAACUAUCAAGUAUUGGCUAACGCCAGAAGGCGCUCCGAAAGGACCUCCGAGUAACGUUACCUAUCAUUUCCAAACUCCAGACGUUAUUAGCGUUACGUGGGAACCACCAAUCAGAGCAGACAGAAGUGGCCAAAUAAAAAAGUAUGACGUCCAAUUUUAUAAGCGAGGAGACCAAUCAUCUCUGAUUGAGAAAACUACUGAGCACACAAAAGCAGUAUUUACCGGCUUAGAAGAAGACGCCCAUUAUGUGUUCAAAGUCAGGGCUUACACGGACCAAGGUGCCGGCCCGUAUAGUAAGGAUAUCAUGGCUCAUACUGAAAGGGACAUCGGUAGAGCGCCCAUGUCAGUCAAAGCCGUUGCAACGUCAGAAUCAAGUGUGGAAGUAUGGUGGGAGCCUGUUCCGUCGAGAAAGAAAAUAAUCGGUUAUGUUAUAUUUUUCACUAUGACUCCUGUUGAAGAUUUAGAUGAAUGGCAGCAAAAAACUGUUCAUGUAACACAUUCUGCUGAUUUGGAAAACCUGGAAAAGUUCGCCGAAUACGCUAUAGCAGUUGCGGCAAAGACUGCUGAUGGUUUAGGAAGGCUAUCGGAAAAAGUUACUGUUAAAGUCAAGCCCGAAGAAGUGCCUUUACAUCUUAGAGCUCAAGAUGUAUCCACCCAUUCUAUGACACUAUCGUGGUCUCCCCCGUUACGUUUGAAUCCAGAUAGCUAUAAGAUUUCGUAUAAUGCAAUAAAAGAAUUUGUUGAUUCCUUAGGAAUGACUCAAACUCAAGAGAUUCCAAAAAGAGAUAUUGUUGUUAAACAUGAUAUAACUUCGUAUUCAAUUAACGAUUUAUCGCCAUUUACUACGUACAAUGUGAAUAUAAGUGCCAUACCUAAUGAUAAGUCAUAUAGACCGCCUACCACGAUAACGGUGACUACUCAAAUGGCCGCACCUAAACCGAUGGUUAAACCAGACUUUUACGGUGUUGUCGACAAUGAAAUACUAGUAAUCCUACCUCAAGCCUCUGAAGAAUACGGACCCAUAUCACAUUAUUAUUUAGUUGUUGUACCAGAUGAUAAAGCACAUAACCAUAAAAACCCAGAUCAGUUCCUAACCGAAGAUUUAAUCAAAAAUAAUGCUCGGACAGAUGACGAGAAUGCACCGUAUAUAGCUGCCAAGUUUUUGCAAAGAAAUAUUCUUUAUACCUUCCAUCUUGGCAAUGACGAAAUGUACGAAGGUUUUCUAAAUAGAAAGUUAAAUCUAAAUAAGAAAUACAGAGUUUUUGUGAGAGCCGUCGUGGAUACUCCUCAAAAGCAUUUAUAUACAUCUAGUCCAUUCUCAGAAUAUUUAUCGCUAGAUAUGCGAGAAGCUCCACCAGGUGAAGAACCGAGGAGACCUGAUCCCAAAGAUAUUAAUGGCGAUCCUGAAAUUAGAAUAGAGGAGAACAGAAAAGAGGCUGGAAUGGUAUGGGUUAUUGGUCCAAUAAUAGCAGCGUUGAUGCUAUCGUUAUGUUUAGUAUUGUUAUUCAUUGUUAAAAGAAGAAGACAACCCUGUAAAACUCCCGAUCAAGCGGCUGUUACGCGACCUUUAAUGUCUGCAGAUAUUGGAUUUGGUGCGCCUUCCGAUCCAGUUGAAAUGAGGCGAUUAAACUUCCAAACACCAGCUAUGAUCUCUCAUCCACCGAUCCCAAUAUCAGAACUAUCUGAACAUAUUGAUAGGCUAAAAGCUAAUGACAACCUAAAAUUCUCUCAGGAGUAUGAGAGUAUAGAACCUGGUCAACAAUUCACAUGGGAUCACUCUAACAUGGAAGUUAAUAAGCCUAAGAACCGCUACGCCAAUGUUAUUGCAUACGACCACAGUCGCGUCAUUCUGCAACCAAUUGACGGAAUUCUUGGAAGCGAUUACAUUAAUGCCAACUAUUGUGAUGGUUACCGUAAACAUAAUGCAUACGUCGCCACUCAAGGGCCACUUCAAGAAACUUUUGCUGAUUUUUGGCGCAUGUGCUGGGAACUGAGAACCUCUACCAUAGUGAUGAUGACAAAGUUGGAAGAGAGGACGAGAAUUAAGUGCGAUCAAUACUGGCCAAGCCGAGGUAGCGAGUCGUAUGGUAUGAUGACGGUUACCAUCGCAGAAGUUCAAGAACUUGCCACUUAUUGUAUUAGAACAUUCCAAGUGACUAGAAACGGGGGAGCUGAGCGUCGAGAAAUCAAGCAACUUCAGUUCACUGCGUGGCCCGAUCACGGGGUACCCGAUCAUCCAGCUCCUUUCUUACAAUUUCUACGUCGUGUUCGUGCUUUGAACCCUCCUGACGCCGGUCCUUUAGUCGUGCACUGCUCUGCUGGAGUCGGGCGUACGGGAUGCUUUAUUGUUAUCGAUUCUAUGCUCGAAAGAGCCAGACACGAACGCACUGUAGAUAUUUACGGCCACGUGACCUGUUUACGAGCCCAACGAAACUACAUGGUGCAAACCGAAGACCAGUACAUAUUUAUCCAUGAUGCCUUACUCGAAGCUGUUAUUUGCGGAGACACCGAAGUGCCGGCUCGUAAUUUGCAUUCGCACAUUCAGAAGCUGAUGCGAAUCGAUACGAUUGAGAAUAUAACCGGAAUGGAAUUGGAAUUUAAAAAGCUCGCUAAUAUGAAAGCCGAUUCUAGCCGAUUUGUGUCCGCAAGCUUGCCGUGCAAUAAACAUAAGAACAGACUGGUGCACAUCUUGCCAUACGAGUCUACCCGAGUCUGCUUGACUCCAAGGGAUGGCUCUGAUUAUAUCAAUGCGUCGUUCGUUGAUGGAUACAGAUAUAGGGCCGCCUACAUUGCCACUCAAGGCCCCUUGCCUGAUACGACAGAUGAUUUCUGGCGAAUGCUUUGGGAGCACAAUUCGACCAUCAUCGUUAUGCUUACUAAAUUGAAAGAGAUGGGCAGAGAAAAAUGUCACCAAUAUUGGCCUUCGGACCGCUCUGUUCGAUACCAGUGCUUUGUCGUUGACCCUAUCGCUGAGUACAAUAUGCCACAGUACAUCUUGAGAGAAUUCAAGGUCACAGACGCUCGCGACGGGGCCUCGAGGACGGUCCGUCAGUUCCAAUUCACGGACUGGCCUGAACAAGGCGUGCCUAAGAGCGGUGAGGGCUUCAUCGACUUCCUCGGACAAGUCCACAAGACUAAAGAACAGUUUGGACAGGACGGUCCUAUCACUGUACACUGCAGUGCUGGUGUGGGCCGUACGGGCGUGUUCAUAACGCUGUCGACGGUGCUCGAGCGCAUGCAGUACGAGGGCGUAGUGGACGUGUUCCAGACCGUACGCACGCUGCGCACGCAACGCCCCGCCAUGGUGCAAACUGAGGACCAGUACGAAUUCUGCUACCGCGCUGCGCUGGAGUACCUCGGAUCGUUCGACCACUACGCCAACUGACGCUGAGACAUACUCGUCUAAACUAACCCUUAGAAAACCCUGCCGUGUAUGCAUAUCGCCUUAGAGAAACAAUUGUCUAUGAUCCUUUAACAUGAAAGCAUGUUGUUAAUCUGUGUAAAUGUGACAGAUCGUUCGUAUUUUAAAUUUUAGAAGGGUAGGUAACUCUAAAACAUAAGCCAAAUUAAAAUUGCCUUAAAAAUUGAUGACUAUUGUUGUUGAAUUGGAAGCAAUUGUAAUUUUUUUCAUUUGACCUACCAAUUACUUUCUAUUCAAACUUAUGAACUAUACAAUACAAAUUACACUUAAUUAGUUAUAAACUUUAGCUGUGUAACUCAUUUAAUACACAAUAAGUUAUAAUUUAGCUGUCUAAUUUCAUCCUAAAAAUAUGCAUAAAAAAUAUACAGUUGAUAUCUGAUAUCAUGACAUAUCCCUUGUAGUCCAUCAAAAAAAACUUAAAUUAAAAAGAACUAUGAUGCCUAUUCUUCAUAGUGUUUUUUAUACAGUUUUAACAACACGCAAGUUGUUUGUAUACAACAGUUUGCUUUUAAGACCUAUAGUUAAACCACUGUUGAUACCUUACACUUUUAAUAUAGUAAGUACAUCAUUAAUUUAAUUACCUACUUAUAUUACUUUAAUAUUGAUUUAAUAUAAUAAUAAUAAUCAAAACAGUUUGAUUUGUUUUUUCAGUUUUGCAUAAAAGUUUUGUGUAUAGACUUAUUAUAGUGGCAUUUACUGAUGGAAUUGAUGUGAAACGCACUUUUCUAAAAUUUAAUUGAGAGUGGUCUAAUGGGUCUUAGAUUACAUAUAAAUUGCCAACUUUGUUAUUAUUUUGAGAUUUCAGCAUCUUUUUGAACCGAAAUAAUCAUAAUGACGUGUUGAUGAUAAUAACAUUGAUGUAUAAUAAAGAUUAAAACGCCAUUUUAACAUAGUUGUCAAUUUCUAAAUGAACAUUACUUAUCUGAAAAUGUAAUUCCUUUUAAAAAAUAUUAAUCAUAGCUAAAUAAUAUAUUUAGAAAAAACGGCAGGGUUAAAGUUACAAAAAGGAGCAGUUUUUCUCAAACUGAUUAUUUAUAACCCACAUUUGUUCACAAAAUGUUGUAUACCUUAUGAGGCUAUCACGUACCAGUGCCUAGGAAAAGUUACUUAUGAUGUAUAUUUACGAAUGCGACCAGUUGCAAACAUGAUUGUGAAUCGGAAGGGUAAAUAUCUUUAAUGAACUCUUUAUUGAAUAACCCUAUAUCUAACUACCAUAGAUAAAAAAGAACUUUUAAGCAGACUGCACAUUACACCAUCAAACGCAACUUACCUAUUUAUCAGUACGUUAAAAUGCAGAUGACAUUAACAGCAUACGCCUUAUUUUCACCGCUUGCGGAUGAUAACAUUAUUUGGAUUUUAAUUGAGUCAACAAAAAAUACGUUGCUUACGGCGGUGCACGUAUUGUUUAGUAGUAAUGUGCAUUCAGCUUUAUCUUACUACCAUAGAUAAAAAAGGAACUUUUAUGCGCUGAUUUUCGUGCUAUUUUUUAAAUAUGGAACAUUAUAAACGUUGUAUCAAUUAAAAAUUAAAACUUCGAUACAUUUAAAAUACAGAAGAAAAAAAAAUUUCGUGAUGGCAAAGUAUAUAAAAAUUAACCAUUUAAUUAAUUUGUGCAACCCGAAUACACAAUUUAGCAACAUACAUAUAACAUGUAAUUAUAAGCCAAGAGCUGGUGGACUACUUUUCCAGGUUUUUAUACCGCUCCAUGUAUUAUUUUUAAAACUUAAACGUACAAAAUGUACGAAUAUUUUUUUUUAUACCUAUACAAUUUGGAUCGGCUAUAAAAGCUUUGAAGAAUUCGUGCACUAGUCCUGGUAAAUUAGAAUUGAAUCAGUGCGCUUAGAGGACGUUAUGCGACAAUUAUCAUAAUAUUUUACUCUGAUCAUCACAUAAUAAUAUAUCUUAUAUGACAUUAUAUUGUAAAAGUGUAUAAAUAGUUAUUGCAGCUGUAAUUAGAAGUUUAUUUUUCAUAUCGGGUGUUAAAUACGUUUAGUAGUGUAAAUUUUGUGGUAAAAAACAUGUUUCAUUAAUGCAAUAUAACAAACUUUUUAGGACGAAUCGGCUGUGUCGUGUGAAAUUCUGUCAUGUGCGUAGUAGGUAUGUAAUUUUAUGUAAAUAGCUCUGAUUUUACACUUUGAUUUGCGUAAAAGAAUAUUUACCUAUUUCUCUUGUCCAUUCCGUGUUACCUUUACUUUUUAAAAUCAUCCCUAAAUAGAAUUCGCCAUAAAAAUGGACCAAUGUGUUUACUAUCAACAAUUAUUUCGUGUCAAUUCAAGGCCGAAGAAAUUUAUCGUAGGUAAAUAAUUCAAAUGCAUAUUUAACAAAACUUUCAUGAUUUGUAAAAAGUUGAUAGUAGGCCGUUGAGUUUCUCAGCUAAGCAUUUUUACUGUUUUUAUUUACAUAAAUAGAUUAAGGAAAUAUUUUUUAACAUCACUGCCCACAUUAGUGAAGACGGUGAUUCGAUGACAUAUCUAUUUGUUAGGUAGAAAAAAAAUGUUUUGUCGGUGUGUUGUAAUGUUUUAAUGAAAUUGUAAGGAGAUGAUUCGAAUAUGAAUCGAAUCUAAACUAUUAGAAUGGUGUAUUCGAAUAAACUUAUCGAUGAUGCCUAGUAAAAGGAAUUCUGAGUCACAUUUAUAGACAAAAGAAUUUUUAAUACCCAUUUAUAACGGUUUGAUUAUUUUUGUCUUUCUAAAAACAAAAGUGCAUCGUACUAAGAAAAAAAUGCGAUUGCCUUAGGUAUCUAUCUAUUUAAUUAGUUAAAUAAAUCUUGCGCAUAUUAUUUUUUUCGGCUAUGACACCCUUCAUACUAUUUUAAGCUAUCUUUAAGUGUAGGAUUGUUUAACCUUUUACAAUAACCCUUUGCCCAGUAUCGUAUUAAGGUUAUUAGGUUUUCCACUCGUUUUAUACAAUCUAUACCUUAUAUCAAUCUACGUGUAAGUUAAAGUUGAGCUUUUAACUUAGAUUUAUGAACAUAAUAUGAUGCGUUCUACGAAAUUUGAAGAAAGAUCUUUUAAAUUUGUCCGACAGGUACACCAUAAACAAAACGGUAUUACCUAUUUUGUGUAGAUAUUUGAAAAUUAGAAUCCUGUAUCAUUAUCACAAACAAUUAUGAUUUAUCAUUUGCAUUUUCUCGGUUUAGGCAAAUACGAAUCAACUGUACAACUGUAAACAUGACACAGUGUUAACUGUCACGAACCGAUUCUAUAUUUAUUCGUUUUGUCUAUGGCGUAGGGACAUUUUUAAUUGAUCGGUUAACACGGUCGACGUCAACUGCCAAUCGUUCAUGUAGUUAUAAUAAAACUUAAGAUGUAUCGAUAAUCGAAAACGUAGGUUUUAAUGGAAAUUAUUGUUAAAUUGAGGUUAUAGUGAAAAUUUAAUACUCGUUGAUGAAUCGCUUAUGUAACCAGGUUUGCUUACACGUUAGAGGAAAUAUACUCCAAGAGUCCAUAAGUAAAUUGAGGGAGGUAUUUUAUCUAGAAGGUAUUCCUCUUUCAUUGAAUACCUCCUUUAAGUCAUGACAUGGACUCUUAGUCUAUAAAUUGAGAGAGGUUCAUGCUUACAUUUUUCUUUCAGCCUCUUAAGCUUUUACAGCACUUUUAAAAUAAAUAUCUGUCAUACCUUAAUAUGUGAUACUAAAAUUUGAUUUACCGAUUUUUUUACAAACUUUAUUUAUUAUAAUUGUUAUACUUUACGUAAAAUGUGCCACACAUAUUUUUUUAAUUUGUUGUAAAUGCCAUUUUCGUGUUCAUACAUUUAAAGAACUACUUAAUUUGCUUUUUUUAAUCUAUUUUAUGGUAAAACAUGUAUUAUGAACCAUAUUAAUUAGUGUGGAAUAUUUGUUUGUGUCUUUAUUAUUUCUUUACAACUAUGUGUGAAUUAAAUCGGGAAAUCCUUAUUUUUCGUUUUUAUGUAAAAACUUAACACGAAAAAAUGUUCGCACACUACCGAUCUGUAAAAUAAUUACAUAGAAAUCCAUCAUUCUUUUUAGUUUUUUAUUCAUGUUGUGUAGAAUAUCAAUAAUCAGCAGUGCAAUUAUUAUUAUAAAAAUGUUAGGUACGUAUCACCAAUACUGCAAAGAAUAACUGUGUUGCAAGUAGGAAAUAUUGAAAGAAAUAAUAGUAAUACUUUUUAGCUAGAUAACGUUAUUUUUCUACAAUUUGUAGACAGUGUUCAUAAUAAAAUGUAAUUCUUAAGUGUGAAUUUUCCUUAGGUCGUGAUUUGAUACAGUAUUGGUCAUACGAAUACUAAACCAAAACCAUUUUGCCAUAAAGAGGUGCUGUAUGUAUGUAAUUCCAUUUUUAGUACAAAAUAAUGUGUUAAAAGCAAAUCAAGUUCGUAUCCAAUGUUAAGUUGUAUGUAUGUAAAAGACUGAUUUACUACGUUUUUCCAUGUGUUCUUUAUUAAUUUUAUUAUGUAAUUUUUGUCUCCUAUGCAGCUAGAUACUAUAUUAUGGACUAUAAUGAUGAUUUUAAUACAGAUUUUGUAAUUGUAAUUUUUUUAUUAGUAAGUACCUAUUAUGUUUAAGUAAUUUUGACAAAGUGUCUGGAUGAGUGGGGAACCAAAAUUAUUGAUUUUUCCAUAUGAUGAAUUAACCUAAACAGUGUUAUAGGAAGAUUAUUUUUGCCAAAAAUAAUGUUAAAAACAAAAAUGUAGGUAAUGUAUUUUUAUAAAACAAUAAGAAAUUAAUAAAAUCGACAAAUAUAUUUAAACGAGAUGUUUACUUUUCGAAAAUAAUAAUUUUAGUUCCCCCAGAUGUAAUUAACUUAAAAAUGUACAUGUUAAAUUGCAUUAUUUUUAAUGUAUUCAAUGUUGCAAUCCGUAAUCAAGUAGCCGCCUUGCAUUUUGUAUAUUUUGAAUUGCUAAUGUUGGUACGGUGUUGCCAUAGCUUAAAUAUAUUUUAAUGCAAAAAUUAAAAUGGCGGACGCAAUAUGGCGGGACGGUGUGUGAAUGUAUUUAGUAGGAGUUCGUAGACGAUGAUUAUUUUAUAAAAAGAAAUAAAUUUUCCCGCGCUGCGUCUCGGGACAUGGUGGAUUCGCAAAAUUAUACAUAAUGUAUAUGAAGAAAUAAAUUUAUGUGAGGCGAUAUACUUAA